This is a messenger RNA of Mollisia scopiformis, 1120 nucleotides long. Its product is annotated as alpha/beta-hydrolase. The coding region runs from base 132 to 1001 and encodes 289 amino acids. The transcript has 3 exons. The record is from RefSeq and is a predicted model, not a curated record. Lineage: Eukaryota; Fungi; Ascomycota; Leotiomycetes; Helotiales; Mollisiaceae.
GAUGGGUGGUGGAAAUAUUUACAUAUAAACCAUCGCCCUGAAGCUUGAUCUAUCAUAUCAAUCUCACUGCGUUCGUUCUUCACUAUUCUCCCACCAUUUCCUUCCUUCUGGCAUCAUCUUCUCUGCUCAAGAUGCGUUACGCAUACCUUCUUCUCUCGGCCGUGACACUUCUUGCCAAGGUUCACUGUGCUCCGGUUGCGGACAAUGCAAAUCCUACCGUCACCAUAUCAUCUGGAGUGGUGAUUGGAACUGCAAAGGCGAUUAUAUCGGCAGCACAAUCAACCACUACUGUAUACAAUUACCUUGGCAUUCCCUUUGCGGCACCACCGACUGGUACCGGUCGCUUCGCACCUCCUGCCGCACCGACAGCUUGGAACUCGCCGUUGGAGGCAACGGCUUUACCUCCUGCAUGUCUUCAACAAUUCAUUUACCCCGAGUCGACGGCUGAAUUUCUGGAAGAAGUGUUUAACAACCCCGGCGGUCCAGCGCCACCAGAGAGCGAGGAUUGUCUAUAUCUUAACGUCUUCGCCCCCACAGAUGCCUCUCCAUCCAACAAGAAGGCAGUCCUCUUUUACAUAUUCGGUGGCAAUUUGCAAUUUGGCACCGGAUCGCUGCUAAAUUACGACGGCUCGUCAUUCUCUGGUUUCCAAGACGUAGUCGUCGUCACAUUCAACUACCGAACGAACAUAUUCGGCUUCUCAGCAUCACCCGAACUCCCAACAGGGCAACAAAACGUCGGUUUCCUCGAUCAGCGCUUAGCCCUCCAGUGGGUCCAAGACAACAUUGCUCAAUUUGGCGGUGAUCCAAGCCAAGUCACCAUCUUCGGCGAAUCAGCCAGCGGCGUCUCCGUCAAGCAACUUAUGGCACAGCCUCCCUCACCACUCCCCUUCCGCGCUGCGAUCAUGCAGUCCGAACAAGCUGUUCUCCCCGGCACCGGCCUCGCCAGCUACCAAGCCACAUUACGAGAAUUUGGCUGUACGGACGAGAGAAAGGGGAGAUGACUUGGAACGUUCUUCGAAUAAUUCAUGAUAGGUGCUGAGAGCGAUGACCACAUGCAAAACUGCCGGCUCUAUCUGGCCCAUGGAUAAUGGGAGAGAUUCCCACACACCUGUCUCGAAGA